Pocillopora meandrina is the source of this 6867-nucleotide messenger RNA. Lineage: Eukaryota; Metazoa; Cnidaria; Anthozoa; Scleractinia; Pocilloporidae. The record is from the annotation of a GenBank genome assembly.
CAGAGAGUUGUUUCAAGAUGGCCGCGUCUAAAGGUACGUGUGGUAUAUACGAUAUCUUUUCGAGUUAUGAGCUCAUUUUGAAAGGACGUAUGCCAAUUUGAAACAUGUUUUUAUUUUUCUAAUAGUCGAGGGGCUCCUUAGAGUUGUACAGUUUCAGCUAAGGUAAGUUUCUUACUGAAGGCCAAGGCUUGAGAAAGUCACAAAAUAAGGCUCCUCUUUAAACCUGUCUCACCAGUUUUUAUAGCAUACCCUGGUGAAAAUCUUUCAAGGAUCUUUAAGGAUCUUUCAAGAUCUUCAUGAGGACCUUUGAGGAUCCUCUUGAGGAUCUUCAUGAGGAUCUUCAAAAUUCUUGUUAAGAUCUUCAAGGAUCCUUCAUUUUCUUGUCAAGAUCUUCAAGGAUCUUUGAUUUUCUUGCCAAGAUCUUCAAGGAUCUUUGAUUUUCUUGCCAAGUUGAUUUUCUUGCCAAGAUCUUCAAGGAUCUUUGAUUUUCUUGCCAAGAUCUUCGAGGAUCUUUGACUUUCUUGCCAAGAUCUUUAAGGAUCUUUCAUUUUCCUGUCAAGAUCCUUGAAGAUCUUGUCUGGAUCUUCAAAGAUCUUUACAUGAACUUUGAAGAUCCUUUAAAGAUCUUUGAAAAUUCUUUGAGGAUCUUCCAAAUUCUUGUUAAGAUCUUUGAGGAUCUCUAAUUUUCUUGCCAAGAUCUUCAAGGAUCUUGUUGAAAAUUUUGAAGAUCCUUAAAGAUCUUGGAAAGAAAAUAAAAGACCCUUAAAGAUCUUGGCAAUAACUUGAAAGAUCUUUGAAGAUCUUGGCAAAAAAAAGAAAGAUCCUUGAAGAUUUUGACAGCCAAAUUAAAGAUCUUUGCAAGAGAUUUGAAGAUCCUUAAAGAUCUUGACAAGAAUGUCAGUGAACCUUGAAGAUCCUGGCAAGGAAAUGGAAGAUCGUUGAAGAUCUUAGCAAGAAUGUUAUAGAACCUUCGAAAUUUUGACAAGAAAAUAAGCAUACUUAAAUCCUCAUACUAAGUUAAAAAGAAAAAUUGAACCAAACAUAAAAAAAAUGAAGAUAAAACUUUUUUUUAUUGCUAAAUGAGAAUUACCCAUCUUCUUCUAGUAGGACUACUUCUACACUAUUUCUGCUCAGACUUUAGGUUAGUACUAAGAUUUUCAUUUUCCAAAAAAUCUGGCAACAGUCCAGCUCAAAGAUAAGAAGACCAAAAUAUAUGUGUUAAACUUGUCUAGGACUAGACUAUGACCAGACUCAGACUACUCUUACAGAGGGGUAAACAUGAAAAAAAGGCAAACAAGAGUACUUCAAUGACUAUAUUUCUAAACCAUAUUAACCUAUAUACCAAAAGAAAACUUUGGAAUCACACAUAUUGAAUAUAACUAAUAUGUUGCCCUAAACCAAUUUGUUAUUUGACAUCAGAUCAAUUUGUCCACCACAUGGUGUGAAAAACCUAGGUAUACUUGAGAAAAGAUAACUGCACAAAGAUUGCAUGAAAUCAAGUGUUUUUAGUGUUAAAACAAAGUACUAGGGUCGUUCUUUUGGAUGAGCUAAGGAACUUUUGGAGUCGUUUAUAUUAUGGGCACAGUGCCCGUUCAAAGUUCACCGUGAUUAUUAGGUGAGUUAUUCCACAAUAUCUUACUUGAAAUUCAGCUUAUAGAGAAACUGUCAGCUUAUCCACCUCAACUCAGUAAGAGGAUACAGCCCUGAAAACCUCAGAUUAAUUGAACUAAUACAUCCUGAGGUACAAAAUAAGUGUUUUCGGGAAUUCAUAUGAAAACCUCUAAAAGAGCUUUUUAAGUUGGUUACACAGAACCAAGUAAAUUCACACCUUCUUCAGAAACAUGUCCUUCAGUGAGCGUCGAGGAGAAUCUCUCUAGAUCGAUAAGCCUUUAUCCUUGUCCCUGUAACACAUCAUUUGCAUCCUCACUCUCCAAGAGCUCAGAGCAAGAAUCAUUAGGCGAGGAUGGCAUCUUCAUUUUCUUUCCAGAAGUACCAAUGAAUUCUUUUCAUUCAGCCUCAGAGUCAGAGCAAUCGCGAGACCUGCUUGGAGUUUGAUUGACGAUUUCGGUUGUUUCUGUCUCUCUUUUCGCUUGUUUCUGAAACCCAGAAAACGCCUUUCCUUUACCUGUACAUUUUUCCUUUAGUUCCGACCAUUGUCGAUGAUAUUUGCCGUAAUUUCUUAUGUUUUUUGUUUCUCGGCGCGUAUAAAUUCUAUCCCAUAAUGCAAAACCCUUUGUCAUGUAAGUAGUCACAAAGUUUCUGAAACUCGAGCAUGGCGUUGCUAAAACCUUCGCCUUUCACAAUAAUUUUUGCGAAAAUUCCUUGUUGUGUUUAAAUUUAAAACAGUGAGCCCUCAAUUUACAAUUUUUUUGUUUGAAAUUACUUGAGGAUUUCAAAGGAACCUAAUUCCAGAGAUUGGUAGAGAUCUUGACAAAGUUGCCUUUGAGAUCCACAUCAAAUUCAAAAAGGAUCCUUACAAAGAGCUGCACAAAAUCAUGAAAUGAAUCUUUUAAAGAUAUUUGGAAGCUUGAGGAUCUUGAAGGAUUGUAGAACAGAUCAUGCAAAGAUCUUAGCAGGAUAUAAAGGUUCUUUUGAAGGUCUUAAAAGAUCCCAUUAAAUCCUUGAGGAUCCUGAAGGAUCCUUGAAAAAUCCCAAAGAUCUUGACUUAAGGAUUUAAGAUCCUGAUCAAAUUCUAAGGAUCCUGGCAAAGAUCUUUACAGGAUCCUUGAAAAGGAUCUUUUGUAGGUCUUUAAAAGAUCCUCAAUAAAUCCUUGAGGAUCUUGAAGGAUCCUUGAAAAGAUCUUGCAAAGAUCUUGAGUAGGAUCCUUGUAAGAUCCUGAUCAAAUCCUUAAGGAUCCUUGCAAAGAUCUUAAUAGGAUCCUUGAAAGGAUCUUUGGAAGGUCUUUAAAAGAUCCUCAUUAAAUCCUUGAGGAUCUUGAAAGAUCCUCAAAAAGAUCCUGCAAAAGAUCUUGACUAGGAUCCUUGCAAGAUCCUGAUUAAAUUUAAGGAUCCUUACAAAGAUCUUGAAAAGGAUCCUUGAAAGGAUCUUUUGAGGGUCUUUGAAAGAUCCUUGAUAAAUCCUUGAGGAUCUUGAAGGAUCCUUGAAAAUAACUUUUGCGAGGAUCCUUAUGAGGAUCUUUGUAAUAUCCUUUGAGGAUCUUUAUCAAAUCCUUGAGGAUCUUAACAAACGUUUUUUGCUUACAAAAGAUCUUUGAGGAUCUUUUACAGAUCCUUUUAAAAGAUUUUAUUGCACUUUGUCAAUCCUUGAAGAUCCUCAAAGAUCCUGUGAGGUUUUUCACCAGGGUAUUGCACUCAGACUUUAACUUAAAUUCCACAUUCUAGAAAAUCAGGAGCAUUAGUGAUGUAUCAUGUAGCUUACUGGGAUAUCACUCGGAUAAACGUAUUUAGAGAAAACUAAAACAGCGGAUAACGGUGAAGGCGUGCUUUGAUUGGCUACUCAGACUCCGAAUAUCUUUUGCUAUUCACGUUCGAGCAACUCGUGUGGGAUAUGUGCCUGAAAAAACUGAAAUCGGCGCAAGGAUAAAUGAGUUAAAAUCACCUUUUUGUGCUCUAUUUUCUUAAUGUUUUAGUUUUUAUUAAAACAACUAUUCACCUCAGUCUCAGUGGCCAGCAGUGUCCACCAGUAAAUAUUUACCAUUAGCCACCUCCACUUUGGUAAAUAGUUGUUAUAAUUAUUUAGAUCUAUUUGUUUUUAUGAAAAGUUCAACAUCUUACUUAACAUUUUCUCUUUGUAUUUAAGAAACCUGUCCCUGCGGCCAGUUUUGUGCUCAAAGCUGCACACCUGUGCAUUGCGACCUGCUACUUUUUCAAUUACCAGAGCACUAUGGGGGAAAACACUGGCUGAAAUUGAAGAGGAAAAGGGAAUUCCAGAACCCCCACGAGAGGUAUGCCUAACUUCAAAUUAGUAUUGAUAGGUUGUGGAGCUCGAUAUUGGGAUAUAUGCUCUCAUGAAAUACUUCACAGGUAUAGAAUUCAAUAUAGAAGCUUGCCCUUAAAUUAUGGCAGAUGCACAUGUGAUUUUUCCUUUCUUGCCGUACAUUUCACACUUUUUAGGAAAAUCACCUUUAGAAGUGCAAGAUCUGAUCAAGUUCUGCCUUACCUUGUAGACUGGUACAAAAGGCAUUUACGAGAAACAGGGUAUUUGUUAAGAUUACUUUGCAGUGCAAAUUACCAGUGCCCUGUGUCUGAAGGUGAUUGAAAUAACCAUUUGAGCAGCAUUUUAUCGGGGCAGUAAAAUCAAUCUCCAGAUUGAAUGUUUAAAUGUGGAAGUGAGAGCCAUAACUUGCCCUAACAGAGAGCAAGUGCUCAACACCAUGAUGAUUGAUUUUCCUUUAUGAUAAGCUAAUUGUUUUCUCUUCAGUAUAAUUGACAAAUAACACCUUAAAGUAAGCAUAUUCUCCAUAGUGUUCCCUAAAGAUUUCCUAAGGCGCAGACAGGAAGAAUCUGUUUGACAAUCAUAAGUUUUUUUGUUUAAUUUCCUUUAUUCUCUUGUCCUAAAUGUGUUUUUUUAAGGGUUAAAGGGUUAAUGUUCUCUAUUUAUCAAACUAUGACAGGGUGGCAUGUCAAAGUCUCUUAGUUAAAAAUCAGUAAUUUUUUUCUUUGUAGACUAUUCACCAUGUUAGAAGAGAGAUCAAAGGAAGCCCAACUAAGUUUAAUGCAGUAGCAAAACAGGUGAUUAGUUUUCUUCCAUUUUGAUGGUGUAAAAGAAGAAAACUAAAAGAAUAUUUGAAAGGUUUGCUUAAUAUACAUCAAUUCAAGCCCUGCACCCAUUUUUCCAUUCAUUUGUAAAGUUACAAAUGACACUGUAACUCUUGAUAUCCUUGUUUUCCCUUAGUUACCUAAUAUUAACUCUUUAACUCCCAGAAGUGAUUAACAUAAAACUUCUCCCUACAAUAUCCUUACAUUCUUCAGCAAACAGGUAAUGAGAAUAUUCAAACUUAUCAGGUAGAAGCUGCUAACUUGAUCUAGCACCAAGUUCCCAUAACUAAUUUACAAGGAAAUGUGUAGCAGCUACAGAGGAGAAUUAACAAUCAGAUCUUGGGAGUUAAAGGGUUAAGUUAACAAACUACCAUUAACUGAAUGCAUGUAGCAUUCAAUUCAUACAGUUUUUACUCCUGCAACCAACAAACCUGUGAAAUUUAAGCUCUUUUUAGAGCUUUCAAGAGCUUUCUUGCACGCUGGUGAAAUUAGAACUGAAAGGAUCAGGGUUUGAACUCAAUUUUCAGUGGAUGCUCAGGUCACAUCCACAGUCAACGUUUAAGUUGAGAGUUUGUUUUGUGAGCAUCAUUUUAUGGGCUGGAUUUAGUAUGCUGAAGUCUGUGGUUUCAGUUUGUGCCCUUGAUGGUUUUAUUGUGCUGGUGUCACUGGUUUAAAUAGAUGUACAUGUCUUGUAAAGUAAUGUUUGUUUAUUCUUGUGUGUUUGUUUUUUUUUUUUUGCACAGAUCAGGGGACUGCAGAUUGAAGAAGCUAUUAAACAGAUGACAUUUUCACCCAAAAGACCAGCAGAAAUUAUUAAACAAGUAGGUAUUACCUAGAGAAUAUAGGAGGAUUUGUAUUCUAACAGAUUGCUAUAUCUUGAAUUUAGGAAUAAUACAUACAGCUAAAGAAAGCAACAUUUCUCAGUCUAUCAUGCAGUUGGUGAUUUAAAUAACAGCUAGUCAGUCCACUCUCUUAGAUCCAUGUCUAAUGAGAACCAAAUUAAUUUAUUCCUUGCAGAACUUAAUGGUAAAAAAUGUCACAUAAUUUUUUUUUCUCAAGGUAAUCCUAGAAGCACAAGGAAAAGCUCAAAAGGAGCAUGAUGUAGAGGACAAGACACACUUGUGGGUUGGUAAGUAUUUACCAAACAAGUGUAGAAUUACAGUGAGUAACAAUGAUUCAUGCUGUGCUGCCCUUACAGAAAAGAUUAUCAGAAAACUCCACAAGCCACAACUGUGUUUUUACUAUGCUAGGAAGUAAUCAGUAGUCUGUGACUAAACAGUACAGGAAGAUUUGGGGUUUAACCUGUUAGGUGGCUGAAGGUGUAGGGUUACAAUAUUGAAUUUAAGGUAUUUUGAGCACUGAACCAAAACUGAAGUGUAAUAUGUGCCUAAGUGUUCUGUGACAGUAAUAAACAUCUUCACCCAUGACACUGGGUGAGCUCUGUCAUAACAACUGUUACAAGUUACGGCCCUCUUUGAAAGGCAUGGUGACUGGUGGUGUUGGAUAUUGGUUGUCACUGUGUUGAGAUAAUAGCAAACUGGCCUCAUAUCCUCUGGAAUGAGUCUAUGUUCCUGAGAGUUUCAUCUCUUAGCUGCAAUUUUUCUUGCUCUCAGUCAUUCCAUCUACAUUGUCUUCUCUUACAGCUCAGUCUUAUGCUAGCAAAGGACAUUACAUCAAGAGAAUGAGGUAUCAUGCAAUGGGUCGCUUUGGCAUCAGGCAUAUAAAAUACUGUAAUUACUUUGUUGUCUUGAAAGAAGGAACAGCCAGGCCAAGAAACAAGAAGAGACGAAGGAGACACAUGAGUGAGUUAGAACUUGUGCAAAGGCAUCCACGACACAUUCGGAACUCUCUAUCAUGGUGGUGAAGAAGGCUUGACCUUGAUCAUUAUGGCUGUGGAAAAUGUAAAUCCUCUCUAAAACACCUGUACACAGCCAACCUGGCUGUUAUGAAUAAAGGAAGGAUAUCAAUUUUAUCAGAUACUGUCCUUUUAAUGUUCUUGAAUAUGCACUUGAAGUAACUUCUGUUUCUAAUAGGGACGGAACAACGUGAAAAUAACAAAACAAAACCAAACGAACCAAGUGGGACCUGGAACGGCUAACGUGAUGACAAAAUAAACAAGAAUGAUAAUCUCUCGUUUUUAUUAUAAAG